Molecule: messenger RNA, 2727 nt
Organism: Perognathus longimembris pacificus (Pacific pocket mouse)
Lineage: Eukaryota; Metazoa; Chordata; Mammalia; Rodentia; Heteromyidae
Gene: Ppp1r18
Product: protein phosphatase 1 regulatory subunit 18
Exons: 4
Coding region: 67-1896 (609 amino acids)
Molecular function (GO): phosphatase binding
Source: RefSeq, a predicted model, not a curated record
GUUCCUCCGCGCCCCCCCUCCCCGGGACCCCGAGGCGUUGCUCCCUAUCUUCACACCUCCUUGACCAUGACCACCAUCCCAGACUGGAAGCUACAGCUGUUAGCCCGGCGCCGGCAGGAGGAGGCAGUGGUUCGUGGUAGAGAGAAGGCUGAGCGGGACCGCCUGUCCCAAAUGCCCGCCUGGAAGCGGGGACUCCUGGAGCGCCGCAGGGCCAAGCUUGGUCUGUCCCCUGAGCCUGGCCCUGCACCUGGAACUGCCGAGGCUGGACCUCCAGACCCAGAUGAGUCUGCCGUUCUCCUGGAGGCCAUUGGGCCAGUGCACCAGAACCGAUUCAUACGGCAAGAACGACAGCAGCAACAGCAACGGAAUGAAGAGCUGCUGGCCGAGAGAAAGACUGGGCCUCUGGAGGCCCGGGAACGAAGAUCCAGCCCUGGGGAUUCAAGAGAUCAGAGCCCCAAAGGAAGAGAGUCAAGAGAAGAGAAACUAAGUCUAAAGGAGGCCCGAGAGAGGAGGUUGGGAAUAGGGGGAGCCCAAGAGUCAAGCCCUAGACCUUUGGAGAGUGGAGACUGGAGGCCAAGCCCGGGAGAGAUGGGAGACCGGAACUCAAGGUUGUCAGAGACUCAGAAAUGGAGGCUGAGCCCUGGAGAAACUCCAGAGCAGAGUCUGAGACUGACAGAGCCUAGAGAUCAAAGUCCCAAGAGAAAAGAGAUGACAGAAAAUAGACUGAGCCCAGGGGAGUCUGGCAACCCGAAGUUGGCCUUGACAGAGGCCCAUCUGUGGAGGCCUGACUCUAGAGAGUCUCAGGAACAGAGCUCAGUACCACUGGAAUCAUCCGAGUGGAGGCUGAGCGUGAGAGAAGAAAGGAAAGGCUGUUUGGAGGAAUGUGGGAGAAAAGAAGAGAGGCUGAGUCCAGGGAUGGCCCCAGAAGAGACUACGAGGCUGCCAGGGACCUUCACUCAAGAGACUCAAGACAUCUCCAGGGCAGUGGAGACGGCAGAACAGAGGCCCAGCCCUGUGGAGGAUGGGGAGAGGGGCUCCAGGACAACAGAAGGGCGGAAAUGGACGUUGAACUCAGGGAAGGCUAGAGAAUGGACACCCAGGGACAUAGAGAUUCAGCCUCAGAAACCAGAGACUCCGGAGUCUGUAGACAAGCGUCUGGGGCCUCCUGGUAUGGAAGCUGGAGAAGGAGAGGCCGAAAAGGAGGAGGCUGGGGCUCAGAGCAGGCCUCUGAGAACCCAGCAGACCCCAUGCCCUGCAGAACCCUCCGCCCUCCCAGCAGAGGAUGCCGGGACUGGAGGCUCUAGACAACAGGAAGAGGAAGCAGCACAGCACCAGCCCCCACCACCAGCCCCUUUCUCUCCCCCACCCCCAGCCCCAACUGCCCCCCAGCCCUCUGGGGAUCCCCUCAUGAGCCGACUGUUCUAUGGAGUGAAGGCAGGGCCAGGGGUAGGGGCCCCCCGCCGCAGUGGACACACCUUCACAGUCAACCCCCGGAGGUCUAUGCCCCCUGCGAGCCCAGCCACGCCAGCCCCAGCUGAUGCUGCAGCCCCUGGAGCUGGGAAAAAGCGGUACCCGACUGCUGAAGAGAUCUUGGUUCUUGGGGGCUACCUCCGUCUCAGCCGCAGCUGCCUUGUCAAGGGGUCCCCUGAAAGACACCAUAAACAGCUCAAGAUCUCCUUCAGUGAGACGGCUCUGGAGACCACCUACCAAUACCCCUCGGAGAGUUCGGUACUGGAGGAGCUGGGCCCGGAGCCCGAGCCCCCCAGUUCCUCCAACCCCCCAGAGGCCCAGCCUGACGAUGAAGAGGAUGAGGAGGAACUGCUGCUGCUGCAGCGGGAGCUCCAAGGUGGGCUGCGCACCAAGGCCCUAAUUGUGGAUGAGUCCUGCCGGCGGUGACCCAUCUUCCAACCAUGGGGACAUACCUCACUCCUUUCCCCCAACUGAGGAUCCUGGAGCCCAGACAAUUCAGAGCAGACAGACCCUGAAAAUGAGCCUGGCAAGAGACGGGCAGCCAACAUCUUCCAGCUUGCUAUUUCCCUUCCAUUUCUGGAAGCAAAGCCAACUGUCCAAUUUCCCACUUACCCCAAGGUCCCUGGUGGGGUCAGGCAGGCUGGAGUGUCCCUGGGAGGUCCAAGAGUGAGCACCAAGAACUCAGUUGGGGUGGAGAUGGGGGGCACUCCUCCUCACACCGUUCUUUGACGCCUUAGCAUUCACUGGGGGGCCCCCCAGGAUCUAAGCACUCAUCACUCUGGAAGGCCUAAAUCCUACUGCAGUUACAAGUACAUCUCCCUAUCCUCACCACUCCUUCCCUAGGUCACCACCCUUUUGUUUACAGCUCCUGCCUCUUGACCACAGCCUGGUUUACAAAUCCCACCAUCUCCCAGCCCCACUAGCCAAAGUCCCAGGUUUACAAGCCACGCCCACUUGUCAGCCAUGUGCCUGGGAUCCUCUCCCUUCUCCCUUCCGUUUGUCUCUGAGAGUCACUUGGUGGCUUCCUCCACCGUUGUUCAGUAUUACUGUGUCUCAGUUUUCCCCAAGAGAGAAGGCUGGGAAUCCUAACUUUGUAUCCCCAUGAGUUAUUUAAUUCUGUUCUUCUUAAUGGUUCACAACUGAAACGAACUACAGUUGUGUGGAAGGACUACUCACUGCCCCCCCUCCAACCCCGUUGCGCCUUCUUGCCUGUUGUUGUUUUUUUAACUUUCCAUAAUAAAAUGGAGCUUGUUCCAA